GUCAACAUCAUGGAAAAUGUUUACAGUACAAUAGCUGUACCCGACCGGCCGUGGGAAUAGCGCUACUUUUGGCCCUCACACCAUAAGUUGUCUGAGUCACUUUGCAGCAUUCCGUGGUUCCGAGUUGUGGGCACUGGUCCAGUCUGCAUGACUCUUCUUGAGAAUGGGCGACUCGGAAGGAGGCCAAGAUGGCGCUUCGCCAGAUCCUGCCCUCGAUCUUGGCUUUCCAGUUGUCGACAUUGCGCCAGACGGUGACAUUCUGCUAGAUGUGACCUUUGACACAUCAAAGAAGACCCUCAAGGCAGCAACAAAUUCUGCAAGACCCAGGCCGGCCCAGAAGACAGAGCCUCUGGUGCUGAAAGCCAGAACCCGAGUCGGAUACAGAGUCCAGCUCGCCGUACUGAAGCAGAACUCGAGAUACUUUGACAACCUGCUCAGUGACACGCGGUUUGCCGAAGCCCGAUCAAUUGAAGAUGCCUUGCAGAGGCUGUCGCUUCAAAGCGUGAAGCCAUCGGAGGCGAAGGCCUCGGACCUCCCCGUGGUGAAGAUCCACGAGGAUGAUGAGGCAACCCAGUCAGCAGGCCAGGACGCUGCUUUUGAAGACCUCAUGCGCAUUCUGCAUAGGAAGCAGUCCACCGCGAAGCCUAUGUCGACACAAUCCCUGGCAGUCCUGGCCGUGCUCGCCGACCGUUUUGCCUGCACGGCCACCAUCUCCAGGUACCUGGCCGCUUUGAAGUACAAAUGGCCCGCCACGCAAACCCUCUUACGGGAAGAUGGCCGGGCUCUCAGCAGGGCAGCCGAAGAGACGUUGCGGCAAAAGAUCCUCGUCUUCUGGUUGCUGGACCAGCCGCUCAAGAUGCAGGCCGCCACACGCGAGCUGAUUAUGUACGGCUCGCGGCGAUGGAGUGCAUCCUUCGACGGCGCGGACGAGAGCAAGAACAACAACAUGACAGCGGCGUGGUGGGACCUCCCCGACGGCCUCGAAACCGAACUGCACUACCGCCGUGAAUGCAUCUUCCGCACCAUCGCCUCCAUCCAGCGGCACUUCCUCUCCCUCUACACCUCCCGCACCCGCCAGUGCAAGCUGGGCUACGAGUCUUCGGCAAGCUGCGACUCGUACCAGCUGGGUGAGAUGGUCAAGUUCCUGACGAGUCGGGGCCUGCUGUUCCUGACCGAUUUCUCCUCCUCCUCCUCCUCCUCCGAUUCCCACCCACGCUCGGUGAAUGCCAGCCACGACUUCGCGACGACCGACAUCGGCCACGUCCUCGCGACCCUCAAACAGGUCCCCGCUUACCAGGUCGACAAGCAUCACACCAACUGCGGCCUGCGCACGCGCGUGCUGCCCGUGCUCGAGUUCGUGCAGGCCAUGCUGGCGGCGGGCGUCGUGGCCGUGUCGCGGCAGGCGUGGAUCAAGGACCGGGAGGCGACGUCGUGGGUUUACGAAGCCGAAGCUGGCGAGUGCGAGCGGGAACAGGGGAACAGGAACGAGGAGGCGAGGAAGGUUUUCCGGUUCACGCGGGGCAUGGCGACGGACCAGAGGCUGCGGUACGAGGGCACGUUGGCGGUGGAUCGCAUGGCGCGGGCGCUGUUUACGGCUUCGGAGUGGGACUGGACGGCGGAGGAGAAGGAGGACGUUAGGGGGGUUGAGUUUGGGAGGUGGCCUAUCAUGAGUUCUAGUAAUGGGUUGAUAUAUUGAUUGUGGGGAUGGUCAUGGGAGCAAUGGGGUGUUGGUGGGGGAAGUGCAACUUCAAAAUGAAGGAUAGUGAUGUUGGGAAUGUAUGAGACGUGUGACGCGUCGGUGAACGAGGGACAACGUCAAUACGAGGGCAGCUGUUGGAAAGAGAAAGAACGCUGGCGGAAAUGACGAGGGCCGUGCAAAGUACGUGUAGAAAAACACUG
Parathielavia appendiculata is the source of this 1899-nucleotide messenger RNA. RefSeq lists its product as uncharacterized. The transcript is spliced from 2 exons. Bases 164 to 1696 code for a protein of 510 amino acids. The record is from RefSeq and is a predicted model, not a curated record. NCBI's taxonomy places the organism in Eukaryota, Fungi, Ascomycota, Sordariomycetes, Sordariales, Chaetomiaceae.